Oncorhynchus mykiss (rainbow trout) is the source of this 5761-nucleotide messenger RNA. The record is from RefSeq and is a predicted model, not a curated record. Lineage: Eukaryota; Metazoa; Chordata; Actinopteri; Salmoniformes; Salmonidae.
GUCUUUGUGGUUGAAUGUGUGUUUGAAAUUCACUGCUCGACUAAGGGACCUAACAGAUAAUUGUAUGUGGGGGGUACAGAGAUGGGUAGUCAUUCAAAAAUAAUGUAAAAAGGCACUAUUAUUGCAAAGUAUUAUGGCAAUGCAAAGUAUAAUGUGACUUGUUCAACACAUUUUUACUCCUAAACUUAUUUAGGCUUGCCAUAACAAAGGGGUUGAAUACUUUCUGCAGACACUAUAUCUAGCUUCAAACAGAUUCAACUUGAUUCACUGAAGCAUUCAAUGACACUUGUCUCAGUGUUAAAAAGCUGUUGUGCUCCACUGAACAUAACCUGGGUGUCUUUAUUGUAAAGUUUCUAGUUGGUACUGUUGGUGGUACAGGGCAAUGUUUCCUCUUUGCUGUCUUUCACCUGUCGUUCAUUUGUACCGUCACAUUCUCCAGUGGAAACAUUCUGGGGGUUACUGUACACAAACCUGUCAAUGCUUCACCUGGCUCAGUAAACACAAAAUGACUGUGUGUGCAUCCCAAAUGGCACCCUAUUCCCUAUAUAAUGCACUACUUUUGACCAGGGCCCUGGUCAUGUCUUUACCUCAACCUAAAUGUUAUUUUUUGGCAAGGCUCAUUUUCAAAUAAUGAUUAUACCGUUAAAUAAUAUUAUUCCAGCCUGAGCGUUUUCUGUGUAAUAAAACAAUGGUUCAACUUUAUUCCUAUGCAAUUACAGGAAUAGGCUAACAUACAGUACAGCGUUACUACACAGGUAUAGAGCAUUAAAACAUGAACUGUUUUGUUGAGUUUAAUUAUUAAAGACACCCUAUACCUCCAUGAUUGUUUUUAAAGUUACAUGUUUAGGCUAAAUGUCUUACUCAUGAGAAACAAGAACAACAAUACUCUUCUCUUUCAUUCUAUUUUCCCUCUCCUCUCAGUCUGUCAACUAGCACUCAAAUUUCAAAGCAGAAAAUUAUUCUUGUACCUCAGGCAUAUCAGCAUUUGCUAGCAAUUUGGGAGAGAUGUUUGUUCACCGAUCUUCACAGAUGAAGAUUGUGUUUCACUAAAGGGAAGGCGGAGCCAAGCGUAAUUCUGGACAGCUGCCUGUUCUUAGCCAACCUGAGUCCAGACUUGAUUUGAAAAUAGACCAUUAUGUAAAAACUAAGUAAACGUUUAGAGAUGAGUGCAUUUAACCUUUCUCCGAGUCUUUAAGCUUUUUGGCAGACAAGCCAAAGAAACAAAGUUGAGCAGGCUAACCCAGCUGUGGCCUAACAUCCUCAAACAACAGAUCUUGUGAGAGCAACUCGACAACCUCACAAUCCCUCUCCUGAUUUUACGGUGUCGCCCAUCUUCCCCACUUAUCCUCUGUGUUUUCGGUCUGUCUGUGAGUUUCCUCGCGGUCUGAUGGAAGGGUUCCAGGCCGUGGCCGAACGUCAUGACCUAGCCUUGGACGCAUUGCGGGAGCAAUUCCGUGGGUUGCCUACUAGGCAGCCUACCACGACGGUAACCUCCCAGCCCCUCUGUGACCCGGCUGGUAGCAGCGCCGUCACCCCGCUUACCUCCCCCAGAGCCCUACGAUGGAGAUUCCAGAACCUGCCGGGCCUUUCUCUCCCAGUGCUCCCUCUUUUUCGAGCUGCAGCCUUCUUUGUUCCCCUCGGACUGCUUGAAGAUAGCGUACAUUAUUACACUCAUGUCCAGGAGGGCUCUAGCCUGGCCACGGUGGUGUGGGAGCAAGAAUCCGCCGUCUGCCUCAGUCUGGAGGUAUUCGUGGCGAAGGUGAGAAAAAUUUGAGGCUCCGGUGUCCAGGAGAGAGGCUGCCCGGAAGUUGCUUCGGCAUGACACCCUCAGUGUGGCAGACUAUGCGGUGGAGUUCUAGCAGUGGAGAGUAGCAGCGGAGAGUACCUGGAACCGCUGUUUGACAUUUUCCUGCACAGAUUAUCGGAGGAGGUAAAGGAUGAGCUGGCAGCCCAAGAUCUACUGACGGAUCUCGACUCGCUCAUCGCUUCAACCAUCCAGAUCGAUGGUCGGCUACGGGAACCUAGGAGGGAGAAGCGGUCCGAUUGCGUACUCAGAGAUCUCACCUUGCAGCUGAUGAACUCCGGAAGUUCCCAGCGUCUUCGUCCCGAGAGGAUCCGAGCAUACCCUAGUCCUCCAUGAGCCCCCGGAGACUGCCAAUUCACCUCUUCCCGAGCCGAUGCAGCUCGGCAGGUGCUAGGCUGUCUCCAGCCGAAUGGGUACGCAGACUUGAGACCCAGAGUUGUCUGUAUUGCGGUACUGAUGAGCAUUUUGUGCCUACCUGUCCCUUCAAGAGACCUAGCUCAUUCGUUGGAGUGAGUACACUGGUGGGUCUUAAAGAUAAUUGUUAUUGUCCCCUUACUCGCCCCCCUCUCCAUGUCACCCUGCUGUGGGGCGACCAGUCCAAGUCUCCAGGUACUCAUCGAUUCGGGGGCCGAUGUGAGUCUCAUGGACGUUACCCUGGCAUCCGAGCUGGGCAUCCCCACUCAACCCCUCUCCAUUCCCAUGGGUGUUUGAGCGCUGGACGGGCGCUUUAUAGGCCUGGUCAAACACCAGGCCACCCCCGUCAACCUACGAGUGUCGGGGAACCACAGCAAGAUGAUCCAAUUCCUGCUGGUUGAGUCUCUACAGAUUCCCAUGGUAUUUUGAUUUUCUUGGCUCCAAUGACACAAUCCCUCCAUUGACUGGGCUACUGGUGCCAUCGUGGGCUGGAGCCCGUCCUGCCACACUCAUUUCCUGAAGUCAGCUCUACCUGCCCCGGGAUGUCUUCCUGGGGGCUUGGAAAUUGCCCCGGACCUCUCCGCCAGCUUCGCGGAGUACCAGGACCUCCGGGAGGGGUUCAAUAAGGCCCGAGCCACUUCGUUUCCACAGCACCGACCGGUAUCCAAGAAGGUCAAGCCUGAGGCGCUGGCACGCCACUAUAGUGCCACGGCUACACCCCUGGAAUCUGAGACCUUUCCCCCCAGCUCCAAGAUCAUUAGCCCCUCUGCUGUUUGUCCUCUGUUGCCCAGUACCCUCCGUAUUUUUCCUACUUUUUCUGUGUCUAGAGUCAAAACCAUGUCUGACUGCCCCUUGUCUUGUUUUUAGGCCCAUUCCUCAUCGAUGGUCAUCAAGGGCCUGCCAGCGUAUACGGUGAGACGCCUCCUGAGGGUUCAACCACAGAGCAGGGGUUUCCAGUACCUGGUUGACUGGGAGGGUUAUGGCACUGAGGAAAGGUGAUGGGUUCCAGCUAAAAGACCCGGCCCUCAUCAUCGACUUUCACCGUCGGCACCCCAGUCAACCAAGUAUCCGCCCAGGUGGAACGCCAGAUGGCGUCCCUAGUUUCUGUUUCACUUUGUAUGACAAACAGGGAUUCUUGCUGAAGCUGGGUGGUAAUCUACCUUUGGAGCUGAUGUACAAGUAUGGUAAUCUCAGCGAGGGAGUCUGUAAGCCUGGCUACGCAGCUGCCAAGAUGACCGCCAUCUAUCCAAUGUUCGCUAAACCAGCCCCUAUGUUCCUCGAUCCAAACUUUAGACGAUUCUCCAAGAUCAGCAACUUUUUCUCACCUUUUGGAAUAAAAACGCAAGAAAAGAUCAUAGAUAAUAUUCUGACAGCAACGAAGAGCUAUGGUCUGGGUGAGGAGCUGGACAGUCAGAGUUGUAAGAAGUGCAUCAUCAUGGGAAAUGGUGGUAUUCUGGCCAACAAGUCUAUGGGUGUGAAGAUUGACGAGUACGAUGUGAUUGCAAGGUUAAAUGAGGCUCCAGUGUCUGGCUAUGAAAAGGAUGUGGGCUCCAAGACCACCAUGCGUAUCACCUACCCAGAGGGAGCCAUCCAGAAGACUGAACGCUACGAACAGGGCUCCCUCUUCGUCCUCUCUGCCUUCAAAGCUCUCGACUUCAAAUGGCUGCGGUCCAUAAUCUUUAAGGAGAGGCUGCGUAGCACAGAAGGGUUCUGGAAGUCUGUGGCCCGUCAUGUCCCCAGGGAGCCCAGUGAGAUGAGGAUCCUCAACCCUUACUUCAUCCAGGAGGCUGCCUUCAGGUUCAUCGGCCUGCCUCACAACAACGGACAGAUGGGGAGAGGGAAUAUUCCGACCCUGGGGACGGUUGCCAUAACAAUGGCCCUCCAUAACUGUGAUGAGGUAGCCGUGGCUGGAUUUGGCUAUGACAUGAGCACCCCUCACGCCCCCCUACACUACUACGAGAAGAUCAGGAUGGCGGCCAUCAAAGAGUCCUGGACUCACAACAUUUCUAAGGAGAAGGAGUUCCUGAUUAAGCUGGUGAAGGCUGGGGUUAUACAGGACUUGACCAAUGGGAUCUGUGGCUCAGGAUGCUGAUGACAUCAUCCAGCCAAUCCUAGGUCACAGAGAGAGAGAUAGAGGAGAAACACGGAAGCAGCAUUGUGAAGUCCUGCUCUGUUCCCCCAACCUAACCCUAACCCUGGCUGAGCCAUACUGUAUUCAGGAAAGAAGGCUGGUGAAGGGUUCUGAAGGGUUUCUCGCUCUGACAGAGGAGAACUGUGGUAAAUGGCAUAAUCCCUGCACUACACUGGAGAGAUAGGACUACAACAUUCUAGAAUUCUCUAGAAAACCGAGAGCUAGAACUCUCUAGAACACUGAGAGCUACACACGAUUCUGUUUCAGGGUUUGCUGCAGUGUGACAUUACAGUUUGAUGAAAAGAUGGACUGACAAUCUGGACAUAAUGGGUUGUGCCAAGAAUACCUCUGGAUAAGGAUAGAGGACAUGCCUCUACUCAUACUUCUACAGUAUACCUGAAUGUAUUCUGUCACCACGUACGCAUCACUGUUAUAUAUUUAUUUUCAUCUCUUGUAAUGGCAGCAUUGCCCUCUAUCUGGGCUCAGUCGAAUAGGUUUCCAGACAGGUAGCAAAUAAUGCACAUACAUAUUCUGCUUCUAAUGUAUCUGGAAGUGGACGGAAGGGCCGGUGCUCAUGGUUUAGAAGCCCUCCACACCUUCCUUCCCCCCUUUAAGAUAUGUUUUUAAAUGAUUUACCUUGAGAGAUUACUUUGUUCCCCUCUGUCUUUUUUAAAAUGCAAAGAACAAAGGAAAAAAAUGGGGGGUGAGGAGUGACCGACCCCCCUCACUGGAUAAACAUGUUUUAUUUUCACAGAAGCACUGGGCUUUGUGUCGUCUUCAGUUCAUCAGUGUGCUUCCCAAUCUGUCCUGGAUCACGUUUCAGACUGUUACUCUGGUCUUAAUGCUGUUGUAUUUGUCUAUAGGGCUCUGAUCAAACAUUGUGCACUAUAUAGGGAAUAGGGUGCCAUUUGGGGUGCAUACUUUAUUUCAAGUCUGCAUGGCCUGCAAACAUAAUCAGUGUUACUACUUACUACUGUCAGUUGUUGUUUAAACAAUUGAGGUUUAUCCAUUUUAAAUGUCUUGUUUUAUUUCUUUGUUCAUUUUUGCCAAAAUGGAUUGUAUUUUGUUAAGCAAUAAUAUAUGGUGUCUUAAUUGCCGUUCUCUGUUCAGCCACAUAUUAUCUUAUUUUCUACUCAUAUGCACAAGCCAAAGCACUUGAAUUUCUCAUCGCUCAGACACAGCAGUGGAGGCUGCUGAGGGGAGGACGGCUCAUAGUAAUGACUGAAUUGAGUCAAUGGAAUUGUUUCAACCACAUGGAAACCAUAUGCCUGAUACAAUUCCAUUGACUAAAUUCAGUCAUUACUAUGAGCCGUCCUCCCCUCAGCAGCCUCCACUGAUACACAGUCACUACACUAGGGAGCGUUGUGCAUCAAGAUGGUUUGACAAAUGAAAUAAAGCAGAUUAUAACUCUG